Pseudocercospora fijiensis CIRAD86 is the source of this 1053-nucleotide messenger RNA. RefSeq lists its product as uncharacterized. Lineage: Eukaryota; Fungi; Ascomycota; Dothideomycetes; Mycosphaerellales; Mycosphaerellaceae. The record is from RefSeq and is a predicted model, not a curated record. The coding region runs from base 1 to 1053 and encodes 350 amino acids. The transcript has 9 exons.
AUGUACGCUGGCGUCGAGAUUUACGUGCGAGGGGUGAAGUGGCUGACGCAACCCCGGAUAUUCCCAUUCCGCGUAUCAAGUCUGUCUCAGCACCAAACGCGUGGAGCGACUCGGAUCGCAGGAUCACGAUCCGAGGGGCCUCACAUGAUCCAAGUGCCGCGAUCUGAAGCUCCCACGUAUUCCCAUUCCUGUCAAGUCUGUCUCAGCAUAACACUCACGACUCGCCGCGACAACUUGCUCGCGCAUGGUGUACUUUUUCCGCAAGACUCAGGAUAUCGCGCAGCAAAGAGCAGGAGGCAAAAUGAGAGCAACAGACUCACAUCGGGUCGACGAACAAUGAUGAGACAGGAAGACUGCAUCAGACAUUUGACGGGUGUUGGCAGGCGGUGGCGCUCAGCAGGCCACCCUGGACGUCUCAUAGCCAUACCUGGGGCCGAAGAUAAAGAUCAAUCCCAGCCUGCCUCCAAUUACUACAACAGCAGCAACAAGACCAAAGCUUUCGCAGUCGAAAGCACAUUAGACUCAGGCUUUUCUGUCCUGCCAGGAAGCCGCAGCCUUUUCGAUGAAAUUUUGACAGAUAUACCAAGCCGCUCGCAAGCCAACAAGACUUGUAAACAUGAUGACAGAUGCGACGAUGAACAAAUAGUGAUUAUUGGUUCCCUCCAACAGAAAUCCGUGCAGUGUCUCCCUCCAUACGGCUACGACAAUGGUCCGGUCUCAUCAAGCAUGAACUUUCUUGAGCGGAGACCGACACUCCACGGCUCAUCGAACCCGGCACCAGAGCCGGGAGAGCUCAAUGAUGACCGCACGUUGUCCGACGAUGAUCGCGCGGCCGGUGAAGAAGACGUUGUUGGUGGUCUCAAUGCACAUGUCAAUUCUUGCAGCUACCAUGCAAAACUUGGAACCCAUCAAGGUCCGCUUCGACGACUGACCAACUCCCGAGGUCAUAGCAAGAAUUGUAGAGCGACCACGAGUCUCAAGAAUCAGCACGAUCUUGAAGGCCUUUACGAACAUGACCAAACAAUCUCUGCAUCGUCUUGUUCAGCUACGUAG